This is a messenger RNA of Mustela lutreola (European mink), 2661 nucleotides long. Its product is annotated as conserved oligomeric Golgi complex subunit 2-like. The record is from RefSeq and is a predicted model, not a curated record. Bases 179 to 733 code for a protein of 184 amino acids. NCBI's taxonomy places the organism in Eukaryota, Metazoa, Chordata, Mammalia, Carnivora, Mustelidae. Gene Ontology annotation, biological process: protein transport; intra-Golgi vesicle-mediated transport; Golgi organization. The transcript is spliced from 3 exons. Gene Ontology annotation, cellular component: COG complex; membrane.
GGCGUCCUCUUUCAUUGGCCGGGAGAGGGCGCUGCCAUGUUGGAGGAAGCGGUGCCUUCUGUGUGGUGGAAACGCCGUGGCUUCACCCAUAGCGUUGGGGAGCGCAGCCUCCUACCUUUCCUCCUCGAUCAAGUGUCGGUGCUGAGAGGCGGCGACUGGCGGGAUAGAGAGAAGUAAGAUGAACCUGCCCAAGGCGCCGGACACGCUCUGCUUCGACAAGGACGAGUUCAUGAAGGUGCACGCCUGGGCUCUGCUUCCCGGAGCCGGCCGUGGGUGGCCUGCCCUCCUUGGCCCUCCGGGGUCUCUCCUCGGGCUUCUCCUGCGGGCUUCCUGGGCCGUCCCCGCCCCGGACGGGUCCUCGGCGAGGACCUCACUGCACUUCGCAGAAGAUUUCGAUGUCGGUCACUUUGUGUCUGAAUUUAGGAAGCGUGUCCAGCUGGAGGAACUAAGAGGAGAUCUGGAACUCUACUAUAAACUUCUUAAAAUAGCCAUGGUUGAGCUCAUCAACAAGGCUUAUGCAGAUUUUGUCAACCUUUCCACAAACUUGGUUGGCAUGGACAAAGCCCUCACUGAACUUUCUGUGCCUUUAGGACAGUUACGAGAAGUUCUGGUAAGUCCCCAAUUAAUGAAAACAGUCUGCUGUGAGGCCUGUUGUCCUCGUCGGCUUUUCUCUAAGAAUUCUUUUCAUCUGUUAGUUUGGUGGUACUGGUGGUUGUAUUUUAACGGUUCAUGAUUAUAAUAUUCACCUUCAGAAGAGUUGUAAAUGAUUUUGUUUUUGCAUAUGCUAAAAACCUAAAAAAACAUGUUCGAUUUGAAGAAGACAUAUUCUCAGUGUAGACAACCUUAAAAUGUCAGGGGAGAGGAAGCAUAUUUCCAAAUUUAACUUAUUAAUACCACUUUGGUCAUAUGUAAGUGGUUUCUAACUUAUGAAUGACUUAUAUUUUAACAGUUUGUAAUCUUGUAAAUAUCCCCCCCACCCCACGUAAUCUACGUGUGGUUAGGUUCCUGGGCUGAUCUACAAAAACUGUGUAAUCACUAAUGGAACUGAAAGAUAACAUAAAUAAAAUGUAAUACUUAAUAAAUGUUACAUUUGCAUGUUCUCAGAAAAAUCUCUGUUGUGGGAAUGGGACUCCCCACCUCUAAGCCAUUGGGAAUAGGAACUCCACCUGGGUGAACAGUGGAGGGGCAGUUGUGGCAUCACUUCUAACAGAAAACUGUGCUGCCCUGUCUCCCACCCCAGAACCCCCCGUCUGUGUCUGGUGCCCUGACUUACAGCUUCUGUCCGUUCUGAUGCCCUGUCGUAAAAUUGUCAUAAACGACACCAUCCUUCCUUGUGUGUCUCCUCUAGCUUGAGUGGCCUCGUGCGUCCCUCCCCUAAGACAGUGCCUGCAUCCUAGAGAGAAUAUAAGGAGAACAUAAUUUAAGGGAAGACACAGUACAUGGUUAGAACCAAGAAAAAUGCGGAGUAAUGGAAAUAUCAGUGCUGAGAAGCCUAGGGGAGGGGCAGGCAAGAAAGAGUUCAUGAAACAGGUAAAAAUCUUGAGUUGUGCCUUGAGGUAGCCAAUACUUUCCAUGGUUUAUGUCUCAUUUGAAUUUUACAAAAUCUUGUUAAAGGUACUUUUCCUUGGAAUGGAAGGGAUUUUCAUGGUCCACUGUUGGAUUCCACACCAGCCGCUGUGGGGCUCUCCCACUGCCUCCUUGGUGUGCCUCUUCCUCCCAGGGCCUCAUAGUGGUGUUGUUUCCCAAGCCUAGCCUUCCUUUGGCCUCCCACUCUUCUCUCGAACCCCCACCCUGGAGGCAGAUUUGCUCUACUCACACAGGCUCCCGUCCCGCCUCACCCCCUGCCAUCACCGUAUCCCCUCCCUUUUCCAUGGCCUGUUUUUAUGGCCACUUUGGUCCUGCUCAAUCACAGGCCUGAACUGCCUUUCUGGUCCCAACUCUGAAGCUGUUCUGUGAGAUUCUCAGACCACUGAGGGAUACGACUAUAUCUGUCUUCAUUGCAUCCCUGUGGGCUGCCACAAUACUGACGUCCAGGAGGUGUUUCAUAAUGUUGAUGGAGUGAAUUAAUUCACCUUCCUGCGGAAUUUUUGUGAUAUGCCUAUUUCAUUCUAGUUGUUUCUGUUAACCUUUGUUUUGGCCCUAAUUCCUAAUUAUCUCUUUAUUCAUUAGCUUCUGGACAUGCUUCUCUACCUCUGUGCUCUGCCUUUUUCUGGUCUUCUGUUCUUCAUUCUUGAUUCCUGGUAUUUCCAUACCCACAUUUCAUCAUCAUGCAUCAGUGCUUUGACAUUCCAUCGUUCUCCAAAUAUGCAGAAUCUAAAGACCUCAUCUCAGUGAAGUUGGCCCUCCAUUCCUAUUUUUGCUUCUCUCCAGAAGGAAGCCUGCAGUGCACAUGGCUGUGUGCCUGUCUGACCCUGCCCCUGAGUGUGUGUGCACUUACAUCUGCUCCCCAUCCCCUCCCCACCUCGGCAGCUGUGUACACAUGGCUUUCAGAGUCUGAAUCGAGCCCCGUCGCAUUUCCAGACUCUCCUGUACUUUGCUUCAUAUUAUCUGUUCUCCAUUCUAAGCCCCCUCAUCCGCAUAACUUUCACUGUAUAUGUGUCAUUCUUCUUCUGGCCAUGCGACCCUGCCUUCGUGUCAUUAUGCCCCCAGAUCAUGAGUCCC